AAGGCAAGCAAAGUAUCGGAUCCGGACUAAUCAAGCCACCCAAAUCUGCAGAUUAAUUCCCCACCCCCCAGCCCCGCCGGCCGCGUCAUGCUCCGGCCGUUCCCCUGCCCCCACCGCACGCCCGCCGCCGCCGCCGCCAGCCCGCCCCCCGCCGCCGCGGCCGCAGCCAUGGCGCCGUCCUCCUCCCGCUCCCACUCCCACUCCGGCGGCGGGGGCGGCGGCCACGUCUCCCUCUCCCUCUCGCCUUCCUCCUGCAGGCACACCCCCUCCUCGGCCACGCUCGAUCUCCUCAUCCUCCUGCUCGUGCUCUUCUCCCUCGCCUUCCUCCUCGCCUCCUCGCUCGCCCACGUCUCGCGCUCGCUCUCCCCGCUCCUCGCGUCGCCGCCCGCCGCCGCGGCGCUCGCCUCCGCCGCCGCCGCCCUGCCCUACUUCGCUGCCGGCCUCCCCUACGUCGCCGCAGCCGCGGUGCUCGCCACGGCCGCCUUCCUGUCCUGCCGACGCCUCCCUCGCCGCCGCUGCCGCAACCCGCGCUGCCGCGGGCUCCGGAAGGCGCUCGAGUUCGAUGUCCAGCUCCAGAGCGAGGAGGCCGUGCGGGCUGGCGGGGGGAGCACCGUUGGCGGCGCUGACGCCGCCAUGUGGCGCGAGAUCGAGACCUUGCCGUGGAAAGGGGGCCAGAGCGGGAACAAUCCAGACUACGAGUGCCUUCGCGCAGAGCUCCGCCGGAUGGCGCCGCCCAACGGCCGCGCUGUCCUGCUCUUCCGCAACCGCUGUGGCUGCCCGGUGGCCAAGCUCGAGGGCUGGGGCACCCCCAAAAGCAAGCGGCGGAAUAAGAAGGGCACGCAAGGUUCUUCACUGGACGGAGGGGUGCGAUAAACAAAAAUCUGUUAAACAGUGCUGCCUAGGCUGCCAUGGAAUAUUUGUUGAAUAAUACUUCCAAUGAAAGAUACAUCAAUUACAAGUGGUUGCACCAUAAUUGUAUUGUUAGACGGGGUUCGCUGAAUCUCAACAGAAAUACCGAUAUGAGACAAACAUUGCAAUAAUAAUAGACUGUCAAAGAAAGAAAAUAAAACGUUGGAGAUGUACCAGUAUUUGUCAUGUUGCCCUUUUGCCUCUUUUCCCUGAAUAAAUUGCCCCCCAGUGUGUGGAUGUUUUUCA
Molecule: messenger RNA, 1155 nt
Organism: Triticum dicoccoides
Lineage: Eukaryota; Viridiplantae; Streptophyta; Magnoliopsida; Poales; Poaceae
Exons: 2
Coding region: 88-873 (261 amino acids)
Source: RefSeq, a predicted model, not a curated record